Messenger RNA from Manis javanica (Malayan pangolin), 3741 nucleotides. It is a transcript of the gene RMI1, whose product is annotated as RecQ mediated genome instability 1. Gene Ontology annotation, cellular component: nuclear body; RecQ family helicase-topoisomerase III complex. Gene Ontology annotation, molecular function: nucleotide binding. The record is from RefSeq and is a predicted model, not a curated record. Gene Ontology annotation, biological process: resolution of meiotic recombination intermediates; double-strand break repair via homologous recombination. NCBI's taxonomy places the organism in Eukaryota, Metazoa, Chordata, Mammalia, Pholidota, Manidae.
GCUCAGGGAAAUGGCGGAGAUGGGGGAGGGGAAACCGGGCAACGUUCCCUCUGAGAAUCGGCCAACCACCAAGUAGCCCCCAAACAUCUCCCUCAAGCUGAAGAAUUGGUCUCCGCUCCUCGCCCACAUGCACCGCUGGCCCAGACCCGCUCCUCACCGCGCGAAGCCACCGUCCCUGUGCAGCCGCACCGCCUCAGACCGUCACAGCCAGACAGAGAACGAGCGCAGGCCCCCGCCGCCCUCCACCGCCUCCCCGCGCUCCUACCCCGCCGCUGUGCCCGAUUGGUUGCCCCGGCUUCAACGGUGGCGCGAGGGCGAAGCGAUUGGCCCAAGGCCGUGUCUAUCAAAGCGCCGGAGAAGGCAACGGCCCCGCCUACCGCCGGCACCUCCCUUCAGGCUGUUGAGGCCGCUAAAGGCCCGAGAAAAAUCGGGCUUGGAAAGUCAGCGCAGUCUUUAGGAGGCCAAACCCCUGCCUGAAACCAUAUAACCCUAGCCCUAAUAGCCCCAGUUACCUAUACGCCGCAAAAAAGCGAGACGUAGGCAAGACGUCGAGGUUGCUGCAGCGGAGAAACAGAAGAUAAUGGCGUCUGCAGCGCUUUCGCCUGGAGCGCCCUCCUCCUUUCUCUUUCGCGCACUCAAUAGCUGGGGGGAGGGGAAAACCUCUCGCGAGAACUAAGGCUGCCUCGUUCACGCGCACAGGAGGAGGCGGAGAAGGGGCGUUUUCGGGACGCGGAGGAGUCUUUUAGGCUUGGAGGAGGGGCGUGAGCGCGCUGCAAAUCCGGCGGGAAGAGGCAAACAAGGAGUAGGGCGCGCGCCGUGGUGGUUUCUGCGUUCCCAGUCGCGCGCCCCAGGAAUCGCUGUUGCGCGAGGAAGGCGGGAUCCCCCAGCUCCCAGGACCGUUUUUGAACAGUAGAGGUUACAAUUACUCCACUGAACAACCAGUUGCAAAUCCUGUCAUCAAAUCCUAUGCUUUUGUUCCAAAUGGUAAUAGAUGCAUAAUAUUUCUUUUAUUUAAAAGAAAUGAGUGUAACUAGUAUUGCAUUAAAAGUUGAAACGUGGCUUUUAGCAACAUGGCAUGUUAAAGUGCCUCUAAUGUGGCUGGAAGCUUGUAUUAACUGGAUCCAAGAAGAAAAUGAUAAUGUUAAUUUGAGUCAGGCACAAAUAAACAAACAAGUGUUUGAGCAAUGGCUUCUUACUGACCUGAGAGAUUUGGAGCAUCCUCUUUUACCUGAGGGCAUCUUAGAAAUACCAAAAGGAGAACUGAAUGGAUUUUUUGCUCUGCAGAUUAAUUCAUUGGUUGAUGUAAGUCAACCUGCAUAUUCCCAGAUACAAAAGUUGAGAGGGAAGAAUACCAUGAAUGACCUAAUUACAGCUGAAACACAAGUAACUCAAAAGCCUUGGGAAGCAAAGCCUUCACGAAUGUUAAUGCUACAGCUAACUGAUGGAACUGUACAAAUCCAGGGAAUGGAAUACCAGUCUGUUCCAGCUCUUCAUAGUGAUCUUAGUCCAGGUACAAAAAUUUUAAUUUAUGGCAACAUUUCUUUCCGUUUUGGUGUUCUAUUAUUGAAACCAGAAAAUGUGAAGGUGUUGGGAGGAGAAGUAGAUGCUCUUUUAGAGGAACAUGCCCAAGAAAAAGUACUUGCAAGACUAAUUGGGGAAACUGAUCCUAUAGUUACGGUCAUACCAAAUAGUUCUAACCAAAGCAUCUCCAGAAUUACAGAUGUUGUAGAUCCUGCGUUAGGACCUUCUGAUGAAGAACUCUUAGCAAGUCUUGAAGAAAGUGAUGAGCUUGCUGCAAAUAAUGACACCCCCUUAGAAAAAAGAUGUUUCAGCACAGGUAGUUCCUUGAAUACUAUUCCCACAAGACAGUCAGGUGUUGAACAGGGACUUGUUAUUUCUCCAAGGCCAAAGAAGAAACCAGCGAAUCAAUCUAUGCUUUUCCCUGAUGGGGAAUUAGAUGACUUUUCAUUGGAGGAAGCCUUGCUUUUAGAAGAGACUGUCCAGAAAGAACAAAGGGAGACUGAAGAAUUGCAGCCAUUGGCUUUGAACAGAACCACAGAUGAAAGUGUAGAGAGAUUGUCACAUAAACCUGAUACUCCAAAUAAUAGUUCAUUGAUUUGCAAAAAUGGAAAUUAUAAAAAUAAUUGGAAUGAAAAAUACUUGUCUAAACAAAUGACUGAGGACAAAUCUUUUAGUUGUCUAUCCACUAGAGACCAAAACAGUAGUGUUUUCUCAGUUCAUAAUGUACCCUUUCCCCAAGAUUUUAUAAGUAAAGAUAAGAACUUAGAGAUGCAUAAUAAAAUAAAACAAACUAUCAACAGUUCAGAUGAACAUUCCUUAAAUAAUAAAAUACUAAAUGGAGAGCUUGUCAAUUAUGUACCAAAAAGGAAUUCACAAAUUUCUAAUGAAAAUGAUAAGCAUUUACAGACUUGUUCUUUAAAAUCAUCAGGAAAUAGCAGUAAUCUUUCUGUAGCCAUGGAUUUGUAUUCUCCACCCUUUGUGUAUUUGUCUGUGCUAAUGACCAGCAAACCAAAGGAAGUUACAACAGUGACAGUCAAAGCAUUUAUUGUAACCUUAACUGGAAAUCUCUCAAGUUCUGGUGGUUUUUGGCGUAUUACAGCAAAGAUUUCUGAUGGUAGUGCAUAUCUCGAUGUAGGCUUUGUAGAUGAAAUACUUACAAGUCUGAUAGGAUUUUCAGUACCAGAAAUGAAGCGGUUAAAAAAGGAUCCUUUUCAAUACCAAAAAUUCCUAGAAGGUCUGCAGAAAUGUCAAAGAGAUCUAAUAGACUUGUGCUGUCUAAUGACUAUUUCGUUUAAUCCCUCUUUGUCUAAAGCAAUGGUACUGGCAUUACAAGAUGUUAACGUGGAACACCUUGACAACCUGAAGAAACGAUUGAAUAAAUAAUUUACUAAAAUAGUAUUAAAAAACAAUUCAGGAAAAUAUGGAAAUAAUUUAGAUAUAGAUUGGACCUUUUAAUUUUGAAACUGUAAAAAGAAAAAGGAAGUUUCAUAACUUAUUUAAUUUAAAAAUGUCUAAUGUUUAUGUGUUUAGAUUUCUUAAAUAAAAUUUUUUAUAAUAACUUCUGAGGAAUUCGGUGAUGAACUGUUAAUUGAGAAAUUUGUUUUACACUUGUCAUUUUGCAUAAGGUGCUUGCUAAAGGAUUGUUUUUACUGAUGAGUAAUGUUGAAAGUUCACAAUUACAAAUGAUUGUAUUUCUAAUAGGUUGAGUAACCCAUAGUAUGUUUAUAUUAUUAUACUUAGGAAAAAAUGUAAAUCCAGUGGAUCAGAAUUUCAUGUUUUCAGCUGUAAAUUGCUUUGCUGUUUCUUAUUUAGCUGAUUGUAAAUAUUUAUCUGGUAUAUUUAAGGUAAAUAUUAUGUUAACUAGAUACUAUUUUAGAGAUUACGUUGAAUGGUUAAAAACCCUAUUUUCAAAGAUAAUUUAUGUUAAACGGCAUAUUAAACCUCCAUUAUUAAGAUUCAGUAAGUACUCAUCUGUUUUGGAAUAAAAUAAGGUAUUGCUCCAUGUCUUCAGGUGUUAAUCCCAUUCUGAAAUAGCUGUACCUGUAAGCCUUCCUUUAGUUUUGUGGGAAGUGCUGUUUUUUUUUUUUAACGGGAGACUGUCACUUUUUCACUUUGCUGUUAAAAAAUCACAUUUGAAAGGUAAAGCUAUUUUUUAUUUUGUCUUUAAAUUUUAAGUUAAAGUAUCUUGAAUUUUAAAACAUUAAACAAAUACUGAAAUAA